Spizellomyces punctatus DAOM BR117 is the source of this 1649-nucleotide messenger RNA. Its product is annotated as glutathione S-transferase. Lineage: Eukaryota; Fungi; Chytridiomycota; Chytridiomycetes; Spizellomycetales; Spizellomycetaceae. Bases 131 to 1450 code for a protein of 439 amino acids. The transcript has 3 exons. The record is from RefSeq and is a predicted model, not a curated record.
GGGAGAUCCCAUUGUUUUUGUAGUCGGGAAGGUUGAGCCCAAGAAACGCGUUCUGGUAAUGUCAUGACCUCACGCAAAACCAAGUUUCGGGUCACAUCUCCAUUCUAGCGCUUACCUGCGAAUACACAAGAUGCAAGCAGCACCUCUCCCACCACAUAUUUCACCUGUUCCUUCGACGCCCGGCGCACACUACACCCUCGUUGGAAGUCAUGUAUCCCUCUUCACAGCAAAACUUCGCUCCUACCUUAUCCACAAAGGGCUGCCCUUUCAAGAGGUGCUCCCCACAGCCAAGGUAUACGCUCAAGUCAUACUCCCUCGUACUGGCAUAGCGAUGAUACCCGUGCUGGUAUCGCCCGACGGUAGACAUGUGUGGGGCGAUACAAAAUGCAUCACAGAUCUUUUGGAAGAAAAUUGCGGCGGAAUGUGGAUGCGUCCUCCUGUAGAUCAGCCCAAGCAACGUUUCGUGACAGAUAUGUUGGAGCUUUGGGCGGAUGAGUGGGCGGUCAUGUGUGCCAUGCACUAUCGCUGGAGCUUCCCCGAACAAAGAAAGUUCAUCGAGUGGGAGUUUGGGAGAACUUCCGGGCUUCGGGGGACUGAGGAAGAAAUAUGUGACGUUGGGCGGAAGUUGUCAGGUCGCUUCUCGGGAUUGUUACCCAUUCUGGGCGUAACACCUACGACAAUUCCGACGAUUGAGAGACAGUUUCAACGGCUUGUUCGCAACCUCAAGGCACAUAUUGGAAAGCAUGACUACCUCUUGGGAGGGAGGGCGACAUUGGCUGAUUGUGCACUGGCCGGACCCUUAUAUGCGCAUCUGCUCCGAGAUCCGAUACCAGGAACGAUCAUAAAAACAACAGCCCCGUCCGUCGCUGACUACAUUGAAAGGGCUGCGGGCUUUCUACCAUCGCGUGGCCAUCCUGCCCGCCCUCUUGAUGUAAUUGAGCAUUCGGAGAGGCACGAGCCUAUACAAUUCAAGAAUGCCCCCGCGAAGCACAUUGUGCUUCCAAACGACGCUAUCCCAACAUCUCUAUUUCCCUUGCUACUGCCCAUUUUCCGUGACACUAUACCUUAUGUGAUAACUGCGGCGAACGCCUUGCAUGAAUGGAUUGCACGUCAUCCAGAUGCGAAGGAAGUGCCCCGCUCGGUGGGGACGGUUGAGUUCAAAUUGUGGGAUGAAGAGCUUGGUUGGGUUGUGGGUCGCCGGCAGAGCUUCACUCAUACAGUGUGGAUGGCGAAGCGAUUAGUAAAUACAUUCAAUUCGCUGAACCAGGAGGGGAAGAACGAUGUUCGAGAAUUUUUGAGGGACUUGGAGCAGUUUACAUCUGGAGGGGAGAAAGUGAAAGCGUUGGAUUGUUUCGAGCAUCUGCGAGAAGCCGUGGAACGAUGUGACAUAACUGCAAAGGGAGCGCUGGUGAUAAUGAAGGGUGUGUCUGGUGGGACACCGCGCUUGUAACGCACAGCGUUGAUUGUUCGUUACAAGAAGGUUAUGUUUCAGCGAUUAUGGAAUCUUGCCAUUAUGAAUCUUUCUAGACAGAGCACCAUAGCAUAGAUGUUAAGUUCAUCAGACCAUGCAGCGGCAGCCCAGAUAUCCGAUUCGGAUGGUACAGAAAUAGAAUAAAAAAUUGAAAAUGUAGUCCGAAUGACUACAAUAA